GUUCAGCUACUUAUCCAUCGUCCACAUAUGAUAUGUGGCGUCAAAAUUCUCUCUUCUCUCUUUCCUUCCUUUCCCUCUCACUAAUAACCCUUUACAGUUUCUCCAGAUUCCUAAUUCCCUCCCUCUCUUUCUCUGAUUUUCCCUCCGACAGAAUCAUUUCCUUCGUCUCUGUCCAAUGGCGGAAACCUCUGCCCUCUACUUCAAACGCUUCUCUCCAAUUCCUUCCGUUUCUCGCUCAAGGGAUUCAAAUUCCUUCCUCUCCACAUCACCUCUUUCUUUUCCCUUUCCUUCUAAAUUCUCCAAGUCCUUUUCUCGCUCUUAUCGCUCCCUUCACUUUACCUCCAAAGCUUCCGAUUCCGGUAACUUCCUCGGCGACGAUUUUCUCGGUUCUUUCCCCUGGUCCGAUGGCGAUAACGCGAUUGAAUGGAUUCAGGAGGAGAAAGUUACACUGUUCACAGCUGAUGGGCUUAUUCAGAUUGGAGGUUCUGUGGUUCCUCGACUAGUCAGUUCUUCAGAUAAGAAGCAAGGUAGGUCAAACACUACGCAGAGGUUUCAACGUUAUCAAGAGAGUGAUUAUAUGGACCCACAGCAGGGCUUAUGUUUGGGAGCACUCUUUGAUAUUGCCGCUACAAAUGUAAGCCAUGCUUUUGCUGUUAUUUUGGAAGAGACUGUGUGGAUUCUUCUCCGAUAUCUUAUGUAUGGGAUUUGGUCAUUUCAGGGACUUGAUACGGGCAGAAGGCUCUGUAUAUUUGGGUUUUGUCGUUCAAUUGAGAUGCUAAGUGAUGUUGUGGAAGACACUGUCUUAGAGCAUGGUGGGGAGAUUGUCGCUGCAGAGAAGGCAAUCAAAGGGGGUUUACAUGAAAAGCUAACCAUGACUGUAGCAGUACCAUAUCUUUGGGGGGUUCCUCCAGCUUCAGAAACACUUCGCCUUGCUGUUCGGAGUGGUGGAGGGAUUGUAGAGAAAGUUUAUUGGCAAUGGGAUUUUUUGUAAAUGAUGUAUCAAAAUCCUUCUAACCGUCAAUAUUUGUGCAUUCUGUAUAUAUAAUUGGUCUGUUUAUAUGUACAAAUUCAUGAUGUUGUAUCAUUCAUGUCUAAUGACAAAUUGACAAAUUCAAUGUUAAUAUCUAAUCUAUUUUUUUCAAUUUCAUGCGUCA
Messenger RNA from Jatropha curcas, 1154 nucleotides. Its product is annotated as D-tagatose-1,6-bisphosphate aldolase subunit. The record is from RefSeq and is a predicted model, not a curated record. Lineage: Eukaryota; Viridiplantae; Streptophyta; Magnoliopsida; Malpighiales; Euphorbiaceae.